Messenger RNA from Epinephelus moara (kelp grouper), 2221 nucleotides. It is a transcript of the gene e2f3, whose product is annotated as E2F transcription factor 3. Bases 397 to 1422 code for a protein of 341 amino acids. The record is from RefSeq and is a predicted model, not a curated record. Gene Ontology annotation, cellular component: RNA polymerase II transcription regulator complex. Lineage: Eukaryota; Metazoa; Chordata; Actinopteri; Perciformes; Serranidae. The transcript has 7 exons. Gene Ontology annotation, molecular function: DNA-binding transcription factor activity, RNA polymerase II-specific; protein dimerization activity; RNA polymerase II cis-regulatory region sequence-specific DNA binding. Gene Ontology annotation, biological process: regulation of transcription by RNA polymerase II.
AAUGGGAGCUCUCGUGCUGUAUCAUUGGCGGCUCUCUGCCACCUAUAAUAAUAUUUAUCCGAGUUAUUGAUGUAGAUAAUUUAAUAAAAUAGACACGACUCGGCCUGAUAGAUGUUUUAUAAGCGGUAGAAAAAAUAAAAAUGGUUAAUUAACGGGAUGUCCUCGGUCGCGAGGGCUCUGUCGAUAUCAACGCGGGAUGUUCCGAGAUUAGCUCCACCGUGCUGCCCACCGGCCCUCCGUGCUCCCUCGGCAGGACGGUGACAGCGACACUCCGGUUCUUCGAGCUGGUACACCUCCCGGAAUAUCAACAACCGGGACAGGGCAGAGAUUAAAGCCUGAACGAGUUAAGGCAAAGAAGGCUGGAGCUGGAAGUCAGUGACCCCCUGAACCUUCAGGAUGAUGGCAGGACAGCAAAAACCACAAAGCCUGGUGACUCUGUGUCCCAAACAGGGCCUGUGCUGCGCAAAAGAUGUGUCCUCACCUGUUUUCCCAGCUCCCGCCCCCAGUCCCAUAGCUCCCAAGACCCCGUUGAAGAAGGACAACGACACCUCGCUGGGUUUCCUGACGCGGAGGUUUACGGAGCUGCUGAGCCGCACCACUGAUGGGGUGUUGGACCUAAACAUAGUCGCCCAGGAGCUCUGCACCUCAAAGAGACGGGUCUAUGAUGUCACCAAUGUGCUGGAGGGGAUCAAACUCAUCAAAAAGAAGUCUAAAAACAUGGUGGAGUGGUUGGGCGGUGAAGUGAACGUACACAUGGAUGAGGAGCUGAGGGCUCUGGUUGAGGAGGAGAGGAGGCUGGAUGAGUUGAUCCAGAGCUGCACGCUGCAGGUUCAUCAGCUGUGUGAGAACCAGAGCAGUCAGAGAUUUGCCUAUUUGACUUAUGAGGAUGUCCAGAGGAUUCCCAGCUUGAAAGAACAGACUGUGAUUGUGAUCAAAGCCCCUGCAGAGACAACACUGGAGGUGCCACACCCUGAAGAGAGCCUCCAGGUCCACCUCAGAAGCACACAGGGGCCCAUUAAGGCCUUCCUCUGCACUAACGACCCAAUCCCUAUGGAGACCUCAGACAGCUCUGGGGCCAGUGGUGCCAAUGGCAGCCACUUUAACACAUCCGCCAAUGGGACCAACUCUGCACCGCUCGUGCCUUACCCGGCCUUCGUCCAGGUGUCUGCCAAAGACAAAGCUAACCGUACUUCUGGAAUCAGUUGUACCUUCAACCUGCCGUCCGAGCCGACACAACACACGACACACGACAUGCACACCUCCCUCCAGCCCUCCUCUGAGGAGCAACAGAGCUUUGUCACGCUCACUCCACCUCUAGCGUGCUCUGUCGACGGGGAGCAGCACCUGGUGAACCUGGCAGAGGAUCAGGGCAUCACUGACCUCUUCUCCUCUGUCGACCUGGACCAGUCACACCUUCUCUGAACAGCUGUUAUCAGACAUUUUGGGGGCAGUUUCCAUCUCCUCACCAACGAGGAUAUCAAGAGGAUACAAUAAAUUAACUAAGUGCUGAACUAAAUGUGAACUUUUUUAGUUUUAUAUAUACAUUUGCCAAUCCUGGAGGAUGUGACUGGGAUUUACUGGCACUCAGGUAUGUGGUGGCCUGGAAUCUUUUCACGGCUUCCUGGCUGUCUCUAGGACUUGGACUGACAUGCAUGCUGUUAUAAAAAAAACACAGCUUUUGUUUGUUAAAUUGUUGGGUUUGGGAUGUAGGAGGUGGGGCUGUAUGAGGUACCUAUUUACAGUCAAUGUAUUACCUUCAGUAGAUGUCGGUCGAUGCACCGUCAGUUUGGAUAACAGGCAGAAGUCCCACCAGGGAAGCUCAGCAUUACAUUGCUAUGGACAGAGGUUGACAUCAGAAUGUAUUUUCCAAAACACUGGUUGGUGCUGGAGGUUUCUGUGAAGUGCUGUAAAGUUUAGUUGAUUCAAAAAACACAUCAAACACAUAUUAAACACACAUUAAACAUGGCUUAAUAGAGACAGUUUCAAACACAAAUCAGCUUCACUAUAACUCGCAGCAUUCACAGACAAACACUUGUCUAUACUAAACACGUUUUCCAAACAAAUACAACAUGCUAACGUUAUUAGCACAAGCCUAUGGCAUUUUACAUUGUAUAAAUUAGCCUAGCAGCUAGCAGAGAUUUCCUCUGCUCAUAUGAAGCCAGGAUAAAUCACACACAAGACUUAAAAUGCUAUUUUUGUGGAGGCUUUAUUGUCUUCACAA